GCUAUUACUUUUAAAUAUACCGUAGUCACCCUACAAGUUUGUUUAUUUCUUGUAAAUGCUGCAACGGUCACAUUGGCUCAGCACCCAGAAGAGAGAGACAAAAAACAGAGACAGAAACAUCGCAGCAACCAAAAUAAUAACAAUUAAUAAUACUAAGUGUAUUACACGAAUAGAUAUUACACGAAUAAAGGCAAAAGCUCGCUAGCAGUCAGACCAGCUAGUACUAGAUUUUUUUCCUUUUCGUUUUGGCAGCAGUCUCUCUUGGUUAUUUUCUUAUUUUUUUUUGUGUUGCGACGCAUAAAUCGUCUUUUAAUCGAUAUAUAUAUAAGUUAACGGGUGAAUACAAAAACAAGGUGAACGAUUUGAUUUGCAGAUUUUAUGUCGCAGUUACUUUUUGUGCAGUAACAACAAAAACAUUUUCAGUAGGAAACAACAGUAACAAUAACAAAAACAAAAUCAUAAACGAAAAACGACGAAAAAGAAAUUUCAAAAAAUAAAACGUACGACGCAGCGCAGUCGUUGUGUCUGUAUUGGUGCGUGUGCGUGAAUGUGUGUGUGCGAGUGAGCCAGCAAUAGGGCUCUGCGUCGACGGCGGCAGCGGCAGAAGAAGAAACAAAAAAGUUCAGUUUUUUCAAACAAAACUCGAGCUCCACAGUUGAGAAUUUGCUGCGCGUUUCGAAAAAGGCUAAAAUUAAUAAGCAGUAGCCCAAAAUUAAGCAACAACUGUUAGAGGGCGUGGCAAAUUAAAAAAAACAAGAAACAUAUAAAACCAUCCAAAACAGGGGGGCGGAAGAGGAAAGAGAAAAAAGCAAGACGCAAUUGGAAAUUUUGUUGCUGCUGCUGCCGCCUGCAACAAACGAAGAUAAUAAUAAAGAGGAGUUUAAAAAACAAAAAACAAAACCAACAACAACAAGAGACGAAAAGCACACACCAAAAAGGAAAUCAACAACAUAAGCUACAGAAAGAAAGAGAGAGACCGAGAAAGAGAGCAAGCAGCUGAAAACAUAUGAUUUUUGUUUGUGUUGUUGUUUUUGCGCGCGCUCUGCGGAACGUGUGAGAAAAGUGGAACGAGCGAAACGAGUGGCAUUGUUGUUGUGUUUCAGCUGCUGCUGAUUCAACCAUCGAACAGCAACAACAACGCAAGUGUUGACGACAAGAGAGCCAACCGAGAGAGAAAGAGUGAGAGAGCGCGAAAAAGCAGGGGAAAGAAACAACCGAUCAGACGCAGUGUCUCCAGGAAAGGCGUCAAUAGAGAAAUAGCAUCAGCGAGAGCAACAAUCGAGAACUGCCACCCGCCACCCACUGCCACCGUAAGCCAUCUGUCACCCCCUAGACGACUGCUGCCCACUGAUCUCCAGUGUGGAGGCACUGUAUCAUUGGCGGCAGCUGUGGUAGCAGCUAGAAGAGGAGCGAUUCCGGCGGCCAAUAGUCACCACCGGCUAUCCCCCCCAGAAGCCACCGCAAAAUGUCCGCGGACUCGCCACGCCGCCAUCCCUCCGGCGUGGUCGGUUCAGGCAUUGGAUCGGGCUCCGGAUCUGGUUCCGGUUUGGGCUCCGGUUCUGCUGGUAGCAGCAAAUCUGGCACAGCCGUGCCGGCCAUUGUGCCGCCGCAAACAGUGUCGGAUCGCUCGAUCCUUGACUCUGCCAUUGGUUUCAUUAACGAUGUGACCCUGGCCAACCAGCCGGUUCAAGAUCCCAAGGACACCAUCACUUGGGCUCGUUUCGAAACGUGUGCAGAUGUUAGCGAUCCACGCUUCGGUGACGACUGGGAACUGGAGGGGAAUGCAGCACCGCCACUGCUCCUGAUACUCGGUUACGGUCUGGGCGUCCAAGUGUGGGCCAUCCCAGCCAAUGGCGAAGCUGUCGAGGUGCUAUCCUGGCGUCACGGCGUCGUCACUGCCCUCCGGGUGCUGCCCACACCGGCAACUGCCGUCGCAUUGGACGAGAAUGGCCGGGCAGAUGAACCGGUCGAUGCAUUUGCCGAGAAACGUCCCCUGGUGGCAUUCGUCGAUGGAGGCAGUGCAGCGGUCAGUGGUAUACUAGCUGGCAGCUCGGGAUUAGGUUUGGGUGGCGGCAGCGGUGGUGUCACAACAGUUGGCGGCUCAGUCGGUGGAGUUGGUAUUGGAGUAUCGGCUGCUGCCCAAUUCAGUGCCGUAAACUUUAUGUCCCUUAAAACGGGUGUCCAGGUCAAAACGAUUAAGUUCAAGAACGCAGUGCUGGACAUCCAGGCCAACAGAUCGGCGGUGGUUAUCACGUUCCACGAACGAAUCGCUGUCUUCGAUGCCAGGACACUGGAGGACCGCCUUACCAUUACCACCUGCUAUCCCAGUCCGGGCAUCAAUCCCAAUCCCAUUGCGUUGGGACCACGCUGGCUGGCUUAUGCGGAGCACAAGUUGCUGCACUCUAAGCGCAGUGGCGGCGGAUGCGAUGGCGAGGGCGUACCCAGCUAUACGGCCACUGUGCUCAAUGCUGCCAAAUCUUUGGGCAAGGGACUGCGAGAGUUUGGUGAACAGGUGGCCGCUGGACUUACCGGCACCACCGCAGGCAGCGGCGCGAGCUCCAAGAGCAGCAGCUUUGAUUCGGCCAGCGGUGGUCCGGAUGCCAAGCAGUCGGGUGUGGUUACCAUUAUCGAUGUAAAGCAUCCAGUUAAGGAUUACAGUCCUACGUCGGGUACACCGUUAAGCUCGACGGGUGGCUCACAGGGCGGUGGCGAUCCAAUCGUGGCUCAUUUUGUGGCUCACAGCGAAGCUCUGGUGGCCAUGGAGUUCGAUAGCUCUGGCAUGCUGCUCCUUACCGCCGAUCGACGUGGCCACGAUUUCCACGUGUUCCGAGUACAACCACAUCCGGUGGGCCCCAGCUUGGCUGCCGUGCAUCAUCUGUACGUGCUUCAUCGUGGCGAUACUAGCGCCAAAGUGCAGCACAUUGCCUUCUCGUUGGACUCGCGCUGGGCUGCCGUGUCCACGUUGCGCGGCACCACCCACGUCUUCCCCAUUACGCCCUACGGCGGAGCCAUGGGCGUUCGCACGCACACCUCCCUGCAUGUGGUUAACAAGCUAUCCCGCUUCCAUAGGAGCGCUGGCCUGGGAGCUGACGGGCGCUCCAGUUCGCCGAUCUCACAUUCGGAGAGCACGACAUUCGUGCAGUCGCUGCAACCGUAUCACAAUCCCACGUUGCCGCCAUACCCCCGACCGUCGAUAGUGCAGCCGUUGGCUCAGCUGCGGCAGCCCUUUACCCUAGGAUCUCCGCCAGGAUCGGCAGGUCUGGGCAGUGGAGUGGGUGGAGGCGGCGUUAUGGGCUCUGGAGUGAGUUCCGGCGGUCAUGGAGUCGGCGUCGGUGUCGGCAGUAGUAGCCAGAGGCAGCGUCAACGCCUAUCCUCGCUGUCGGACGACAGUGGCAAACCACUAAGUGUCUGUUCCAUUUUCGCUAAAUCGCGGUCCUGGCUGCUGGAGCCGCCGAUGGCGACACGAGAGCAGCCGCAUCGCGUCCAGCGCAAGGCGGUGGACUCGCUUUUCGUGAUGGCCGGCCACGGGGCGCUCAUCCAGUACGAUCUGGACACGAAGCUAGCCUCACAUGUUGCCAAAGAGAAGAUAUGUGAUGACACGCCCAUCGAACUGGAGGUGGAGGCCCGUGCCCAAUGGAAUCUGGGACGGCGCAAGGAUGGAUCUCAAGAAAUCGCACCACCGCUGACGUUGGAUAAUUGGCUGAUCAAGGAUCGCCAUGCCAGCCUGCUGCUGGACAGUGCUCAUCAUUUCGAUGAGCCGGACGAGCGGGCCGAAAGCUGGCUGGCUCAGGUGGAGAUCAUCACGCACGCAGGCCCCCAUAGACGGCUAUGGAUGGGGCCGCAGUUUGUCUUUAAGAACUACAAUACGCCCAGCGGUUCCAAUCUGAACCAUGUCGAUGCAGAGGCGGUGGAGAUAGGCGUUACCAAAACGUCGACCACCACGUUGCCUUCGACGACAGCUGCUUCCGCGAAUUUGGGUGUGGGUUCAGUAGGAGGCAAGGAUCGUUCCAGUCCGCUGAAUAUGCCUUUGAAUGCAGCCACUUCGGUGGGAGGAGCUGGCAUUGGUAGUUCAGCAGUGACGGGACGCAGCGGUGCGGGAGUACCUGUCCUCAUAGAAUCCGGAUCUUAUAGCAGCAUUGAGCAGAGUCCGAAAUUAAUGGAUCGCUUCCGACAUGGUCACUUGGAUUCGGAUUAUGGACAUGGUGAUACUCGCCUUAAGGAGGAUUUGGCAGAUGCCAUGCGUGAAUCGCCAUCAACGGCAGCAGCUCGACGUGAGAAUACGGCUGCAUCUGCAGAUCAGGCAGCCGCUUCAUGUGGCGAUCAUCAUCUUCUGGCUGACGCUUCCUUGCCAGCCUCAUCGGAUCUCCUCCUGGCCGCCGGCGGCGGAAGUUCAUCCUCAAAUUGUGAUAAUGCCUGCUAUUAUGAUGCCCUCGCCGAACAUGAGAGUUUGAAUGACCUGGACGAGGUGACGGAGGAUCAUCAUCAUCAACAUCCGGAGACGGAGACGCAUUUGCAUUCGAUGGAUUCGAUUUCUGCUUUGGCCUCCGUUUUACCCAACAUCUGCAGUUAUUCCCGUGUAGAGAAAAUGGUCAAUCCCUUGGGCACUGUCACGGAUCUGAAUGCUGGGAUCUCUGGUGAACUGCAAACGGAUAUGCUGGAUGAAGUGGUUGGCCAAUUAGCAGCCGAGGAUACGGUUAUCCAUGAGAAUUGUGAUGAGGCUCUAUUUCGGCCAGUGGUGGCCAUAUUUUGCAGUGAUCCGAUUGAAAGACAGAAGCUCCUUCAGAAGGAUCAGAAGACGGACGAAGCGACGGCCUCGGAACUGGAAUUGGAGCAGGCCAAUUGCCAACCGCCAGUGGUGCUGGUCAAUAAGUUGAUAGUACCGGUGAUUGCCAAGGAGGUGGACGAGGUGCUCGUCCAAAAGGAGAAGCAGAAGUCCCAGAAGCAAUCGCACAAGGCACAACAGCAGCAACAGAAAACCCUACGAUCCUUGGCAGCUGCCGAGGAUGCGGCACAGGCGCAGAAAUUUGCAGAGCUUUCGCACCUGAACAAGCCCAAGGGUAGUAACGCCAAUAACACUAAAACUGCCAGCCAGAAGAGUGGUAGUGGCACCUCCGAGGAUGAGGGCACCUCUGCCACUAUGACAAAAUCAUCAAAGAAGGGUAAAAGUAACAAGCAAAAGACUAGCAGUGGGAAGAUCAGCGAAAGAAAGCCAGAACCGAAGAGCAUGGAGCAGGAGAAGAUCGUCGUAGAGGAGGAGGAGAAGGAGGAGGUGGUGGUGCUGAAGGAAGCCCAGAAAGACGAUUCGGAUCCGGAAUCCGAUCAUGCUGAUAGCUUGCUGGCUAACAAGAGCAGCAUUGCAGCCGUCAUGGUGAGCAGUGCCAGUGCCCAGGGAUUAAGUUUGCACGUAGAGAUGAGCGGGCCAGAUGCGGAGGACGAGGAUGAAGAUGAGGAGAAAGAGGAGCCUAAGGAAGAGCCUCCCAAAACGGCCAAAAAGAAACAACAACCCGGAGGAGCAGUUGCAACCAUGACAAUCGACAAGGAGAAACAAAAAUCCAAGGAAAAGGAGCUGAAGCUAAAGGACGCCGAAAGGGAAGCCAAGCUAAGGGAGCAAGAAAAGGAAGAAAGGCUUAAGCUUAAGGAAAGAGAAGAGAAGAUCAAGGAGAAGGAACGUGAGGAAAAGCUUAAAGAAGAGAAGAUCAAGGAGAAGGAACGAGAAGAAAAGCUAAAAGAAGAAAGGAUCAAGGAGAAGGAACGAGAAGAAAAGAUCAAGGAAAAGGAGCGAGAAGACAAAUUAAAGGAAAAGCUAAGAGAAGAAAAGCUCAAGGAAGAAAAGAUCAAGGAAAAGGAAAGGGAAGAAAAACUUAAGGAGAAGCUAAAAGAAGAAAAGCUUCGGGAAGAAAAGCUAAAGGAAGAAAAGAUACGAGAAGAAAAACUUAAGGAAAAGGAAAAGGAAGAAAAGCUCAGGAAGGAGCGGGAAGAAAAGAUCAAGGAGAAGGAACGAGAAGAAAAGAUCAAGGAAAAGGAAAGAGCUGAAAAGAUCAAAGAAAAGGAACGAGAAGAAAAGCUUAAGGAAAAGGAAAGGCAGGAAAAGAAAAAGGAGGAAGAAGAGCUGCUAAAGAAAAAGGAAAGGGAUGAAAAGUUAAAAGAAAAAGAAAGGGAAGAAAAGCUCAAGGAAAAAGAAAGGCAAGAGAAGCUCAAGGAGAAGGAACGUGAAGAGAAGCUCAAGAAGGAAAUGGAAGAAAAGAAAGAACGAGAAAGGGAGGAAAAACUAAAGGAGAAGGAGAAAGCUGAAAGGCUCAAAGAACUUGAGAGAGAGGCAAAGCUGAAGGAGAAAGAGGAACAGCUUAAAGAACUUGAAAAAGAAGCCAAGCUCAAGGAGAAGAAGGAUAAGGAGAAGGUCAAGGAGAAGGAAAAGGAAAAGCCUCUUGAAGCCGAAAAACCCCUCAUUCCGGUAACCGUGACCAGUCCCUGGAGGCGAGUGAUCGACGAGGCUCCAACCAAACUGCCAGCGGUUCAGGAUUACCCCAGCCUGGGCAAGAAGCCUACCAAGAUGAGUCCGGAAAAGAAGCGGGAUGAAAAACUCUUGCCGGAACUAAGCACACCCCCAAAAGAGGUGAAGGACACUUUUGAGGAUUUCCUGAGCGGUCUAAAGCCACUGGAAGCCUUGCCACCUCUUCCCUCCCUGGAACCCCUGGAGGUUAAGGAGGAUUCGAAGAAGGAAACGGUCAGCUUAAUCAAUUUCGAGAGUCCUUUACAGGAGAAUGCAGCGAUCCCGCGAAAGAUCUCCCCACCGCCCCGGGGUUUCACCGAACAGAAUCUGAUCCUGGCACUGUGCGGUUCGCUACAUUAUGAAAAUGAACAGGAACGAAUGAGGGAAGCAGAUCCAGAGGCCCAGCCUGAGGAAGUGACCACACCAGAACCUGCCUUCAUUACUUUGGAUACACUGGCCCUGCAAAAAUCCACCUCCACAUCGAAUAACUCUUCCGGAUCCGAAGAAAUUGUGGUCAUGGAAGAACCCGUUAAAAAACUAAGCAAGAAGCACAAGCGACUGAAGCAACUUCAGCUGCAACAGCAGCAGCAGCAAAGGGAUCGUGAGCCAGAUGAUGAGGAACUACGUCCUUUGAUUAGCAUCAGCAUGUGCGAUUCCCAGCUGGAAGCUCAGGAUCCAUCUGCCAGGCAAAUGCAGACCGAUGAUGAUGAGGGUGUUGAGGAGCCGGAAACAGAGCCAGAGCAAUCACUGCCCGAGGAUCUGCUGCACUUUGGUAGCAGUGGUGUUGCCACUAAUGCCACCACCACGGAUAGCGAAGGACCUGUACCAGCCACCACAUCUGAUGACAAUGUGGUCUAUGGGUCCUCCACCAGCACAAGUAAUGCUGUUCCGCACAAGCUCAAGACCAAAAAGUUGGAGCAUAAGAUCAAUCUGAUAGCGGCUAUCGAGGCGGCCACCUCCUCGUCCACGUCCUCAGCGGAGGAAAGCAGCGUAGAGACGACAGUUCAUCCAGAUCCCACGGGUCUGGGUCUAGGCAUUGGCUUGCAAUCCCUUUCAUCUGGCGGAUCAGCUGGUGCUGGUAGUAACUUAACCACCAGUACCGCCAGUCCAGCAUCUUCACCAGCCGCCGGUGGUGUUACCUCUGUGGGAUUGGGUGUGGGCGUUGCCAGCCCACCGAGUGCCACAAAGAAGAAGACGAAACGUCGCAAGAGAUAAGAAUUAGCGAUAUGUUUGCUGUGCGUCUUUAGCCUGGUGGUGCUGUGGCAUCUAUACGCCAAUCGACAAGAUGGAGCACCCACUGCCCAUGCGCUUCAACAGCAGCAGCAGCAGCAGCAGCAACCUCCGCCAGCGUCAUUGGAUCAAGAGCCCACUGAAGAACCAGGUCAAGCCAUCACCCAGCCUAAUAACAUCUUGAAACAGGAGGAAGAUGAGCAGCCGGUGGGCAGAACCAGAGCUAAAUAGGUCAAUCACAACCAGGACAACAGCAGCAAACUGAGAGAUCAAGAGAUCUCCAAAAUAGGAAAUUCGAAAAUGGACAAAAACCACGACAGACGAUUUUAGGAUUCUUAAUUUUUAGCUGUGGGCAAGAGGAAAAAAAAGUAUAUCAGUUCAGUAACCACAACAAAAAAAACUAAAAGAAAAACAAAAAAGCAAAAAACAAAACAAAACACAAAACUCUGCAAAA
Messenger RNA from Drosophila eugracilis, 8174 nucleotides. It is a transcript of the gene rudhira, whose product is annotated as breast carcinoma-amplified sequence 3 homolog. Gene Ontology annotation, cellular component: cytoplasm. The coding region runs from base 1466 to 7705 and encodes 2079 amino acids. The record is from RefSeq and is a predicted model, not a curated record. The transcript has 8 exons. Gene Ontology annotation, biological process: response to starvation; autophagy. Lineage: Eukaryota; Metazoa; Arthropoda; Insecta; Diptera; Drosophilidae.